Podospora pseudopauciseta is the source of this 1335-nucleotide messenger RNA. RefSeq lists its product as uncharacterized. The coding region runs from base 569 to 985 and encodes 138 amino acids. The transcript is spliced from 2 exons. NCBI's taxonomy places the organism in Eukaryota, Fungi, Ascomycota, Sordariomycetes, Sordariales, Podosporaceae. The record is from RefSeq and is a predicted model, not a curated record.
GUAGCCGGGGGAGCACAGGAACACACCUUCAUUUUUCCUGUCGAUCAUGGCGAACGCUGUGUGAUGGUUGAUCGAAGCGUCAGAACAGAGUAUAAGUUCAUCCCGAAACUGACGCGAAAACUUCUCAGCUCUUGCAAUUUCCGUCGCGUCAGAUGGGUCCGCGGUCAGACCCUCUCGGCGAAGUAGAAACAAGCUCCAGUGUUCGGGUUGUGAUUGUGAUGAUCAUCUUCAGCUGACUGAGACAUCACAGCACAAACUUGUAGUUCUGCAAAAGAAAGUUACUCCGGACUGACCCUGGCAAUCACCGUAGUCCGUAGUCCGUGGUCACGACGCUGGAAGACUGAAGAUCUUACGGCAACACUGUGUCUACCUACCUUGCUGGCUUGAUUCUCAAAGAUGAGGGAUAAAAGCAGCUUGUUCUCCCCUCCUCGCAGCAGCCCAACCAGACACACCACUCACCAGUUUUCUCCCCAUCGUUUGAGUUCAUCUCCAGCAACAUCUCCCUUUGGCACGUAGCACAUCAAAACCACCUGUUACACCCAAAGACACUGACACGAAAACCGUCAACAUGAAGUUCGCUUUUGCAUCCACCAUCGCCCUCGUUGGCACAGCCAUUGCUGCUCCUGCCUCCCCCAGAGCGGCAACACCCAGCCAUUUGAAAUCCGAACGCCAGGUGACCACCCAGGUCGUCGAUCCAUGCAUUGCUCUGUGCCUCAUUGACCCCGUGGGCUGUGUGUCCAGUGGGGAGUGCGAGGAUCUCAACAUCGAUCCCAACUCCUCCGUCGUGACCACAUCCGUGGGGGGUGUCAGCAUCAAGCGCCAGGAGCAGGACGACGACUGUGAAUUAACCGACUUUUUGUGUCUUUUGUUCGGCAAAAAGGCUAGAAGGUCAGCCCCGGUCCGACGCCAGCUUGAGUGUAAUGCCAUCAAGGACACAAUCCUGCGCGGCGCCUGUAUCGCUUCAUUGACCUUGGCAGAGGCUUGAGCUUGGCACUGCGAUCCCCAACGAGGUUUUUACGCGGUUGGGUAUAGGAGGACUUCACAGAGAUGGUGCGUCUAAUAUCCCGUCACUGGUAUGCGAAGAUCGGGCAGUGGAGGUUGGUUGAGUGAAGGUGAUAAUUCAAAACGGUGGUCGUUGGGUCUUGGAUGGACUUAAUUACAGGGUUAGGGAGGAAAAUGAAGGAUAAGACUCAGAGUUGUACUUGUAUUUAUUUAUCUUUCCCUUGACAUCGGACUUUGACGUCUCUUUUCUUUUGUUGGAACAUAUCGAAGCAGAUAUCUCAACCAUCUUGAGCUCAUCCCUUUGUAAACAUGUCCCAAGACUUAGUGCACCCC